This is a messenger RNA of Ostertagia ostertagi, 891 nucleotides long. NCBI's taxonomy places the organism in Eukaryota, Metazoa, Nematoda, Chromadorea, Rhabditida, Trichostrongylidae. The record is from the annotation of a GenBank genome assembly.
AUGUCCGCAUUGAACGAACACGCUACAUUCCCACCUAACUUCACUUCGGGCUCCACUGAUUCACAGAGUGCACUUCCUUACACGCCGGCUGCCAACGAGUGUAAAGCUGCACCGAAGGAGACGCUCAACCAGCUGCGAUCGUCAUUUAAUCUUCCGGAGUCCGGCUCCACACCUUCUCAGCUUCCAGUUCAGAUGCAAUACGCUGGGACAAAUUCAGUUCCCUUUGUACCGCAACAUAUGGCUGCCAUGCCUCAUGGCAUGACUUCACCACUGCACAAUCAGCCCGUUGUGGGUGCCAUGACUCAGCCAUUUCCUAUGGGUCAGCCAUUCCCAUGUGGACAACCAAUGAUUGGCCCGUUCGCGGCUGCACAAAUGCCGUUCGCUGCUGCGCAGUUCCACAACAGAGGGUCACAAUGUUACACAAGAGCAGCUGGCCGCUGCGUUUCUCCCGCAAGAACAUCGACCAAACCAUGUGGAACCGCCCGAAUUCAACAAUGUCCGAGCCCGCAGGCAAAUGCACCAUCUGGUGGAACUAUUGCCCCUCCGCCACCACCAGCCAGACCAGUUCAUCGACGUAUCAGUCAGUCCGCUCAACCGUCUUCUUCUGAUUGGCCUGAAGAGAAUAAAGAGAACGGAAGCACGGAAGAACCUGUUUGGGUACUACGUGAUUCGUAUUUGAAACGAAUGCAGCGUGAAAUGAAAGAGGAAGAGCAUUCCCAGGAAUGGAACGGUGAUGCAAAUGCAGCAGCUUGUGCAUCAUCAACGGCAGCGGAAACGCCUGUGGACGGCGAUGAGAUGGAGACCGACCGGCUCCUCCAUGGUGGAUCGACUGCUGGCUCGCAGCCCCCUCCAUCCUCCACAGGCCAUGGAAAGAAGAAGAACAGCAAAGAG